CUACCUGCCUGUAGGACUCUACCUCCUGCAGACCUACUACCUGCCUGUAGGACUCUUCCUCCUGCAGAUUAACACUACAGAGCUCAGCUCAGCCUUCUGCAGGUCUGACAGAGCAGAGGAAACUCAACGUUAUACAUACAGAACAAAAGAGGAUCAGAGUUAAAUACUGACAUUCAGAUGAAGAACGCAGAUCAGAAGCAGACAGUUGAACACCUGGAGGCUCUAAACUAACGUCUUUCUGGGAUCAUGUAGAUGCAACUAUCAGAGACAUUAUGGGACUUCAUAGGAGCUGCUGUUCUCGUGAACACUGAGGAGGCCGAACAGAGAAGAGAUGGAAAUUCUGCUUAUAGCCAGAAAAAAUAUCUAUAAAUAGAAACUGAGAGCUGGAAAAAUGGAUCAUUUACAUAAACAUGAUGCUGUUAGAAUACAGAGAAACUGAAGAAGAGAACGUAUUGUUGUAUUUGUUCAGUGUUGUUUGGUGUUAUAUUGUGCGUCUGCUCAUGCUGUUGUGUCCAGAGCUGAAAACACAAUGACAAUAAAAAGUAUUAAAAGAAAAAAAAAAUAUAACUGUUGACUAAUUAUGAAUAUUUUUUGCUCUAUAAAUGAUUAAAUCAGCUGCGUUUUAAUAGUUGCUGAUAGCUCUGUGAAUGUAUUACUGGGUCAUUACUGGUAAAAUGUGCCUCCCAGUGUCGUAAUCUAGACUGGUGAAGGGGAUCGGCCUUACUGUUCAAUGACUGUUCAUCUGGACUAUUGGAAUACUUAGAGUUCUUGUCUUUGGAUACUCCUGUGGAUUAUAAUUUUGUUGCUGCUUGGAGAGAGAAGUAAAGCAUCAGAAUAUUUUAUUUGACUGUGUGGAUUCCUGAGUAAUCUGAGAUGGAUGCACAGCAGGAAGUUACGACACAGAAACGCAUCCAAGCAAAGAGACAAACUAAAGAGAACCAAGUGGCUCAAACUAAAACUGUGAAAACUGCCAUUACACCAACUUUGCUGCAGCUACUGUAUGUGAAGUAUCGUAGCCCAAAAUGAAGCUCACUAUAUUUGAUGUCUUUGGAUUUUUCCAAAAUGAUGCUACUAAAAGCAUCUCAGCUCCAAGAGUCCAAAAAGAAAAAUCAUCAUAAACAAGAUCUCAAAAGGUUCCAGCUGCAGAACGCUGCUCAUGUCGUGUUGUUUAGUGUGAUAAACAGACAGAAAGUGAUGCAGCUCUGCAGGACAGAGUCUCCCCGCUGACCUGGAUUCAGAGUUAUCAGGAGUCUGGAUCUCGACCUGGAUCAACAGAGUCAACACGGACUAAUCAGCUGAGGCCAAAGACCACAGAGAGCUUUCUCUAUAAGAAGCGGCAGCCUCUCCGUCCUCCUCGUCUCAUCCUGUAACUCGUGAUGUCUCUGCGACUCUCCGUCCUGCUGCUGCUGACCCUGGCCUGCCUGGCCCGGCUCGGCUCGGCUCAGCCCCUCGACAGCCGGGCCGAGCUGAAGAAGGUCCAGACCGCUCUGGAGGAGCUGAAGGCGGAGAGACGAGGUAACGCUCGGCUCACACCCGCUCGACUUACGGGACAAAUUUCAUUUUUAUUUUUAACGUUAUUUCUCUCUUCUUGUUCACAGCGAUGGUGGAGCGUCUGGAGGCGGCUGAGAGCGAACUGAAGAGAGUCAGAGAAACUCCUAAAGUUGCGUUCGCCGCCUCGCUGGGAGGAAACGGCCUCCAGAAGACGACGUCUGGGAACAAAGAUCUGAUCUACAGGGACGUCCUGACCAACGUGGGCGGGGCUUACAACGCUGAGACAGGUGAGUUCACAGCACCUGUUCGUGGCGUCUACUACGUCCGUUUCACCGCCAACGCCCCCACCGAAUUCACCAUGAGUGCUGUGCUCUACAAAAACGACGCCCAGAUCCAGCUCAUCACUCACGAGCAGCCGUCCGGCGAGGGCAGCGACACGGCGUCCAACGGCGCCGCCCUGCUGCUGGAGAAGGGCGACAAGCUGAAGAUGGUUCUGUGGCACAACACUCAGAUCUGGGACAACAACAACCACCACAGCACCUUCAGCGGCUUCCUGCUGUUCCCCAUGUGAGGAGCAACAUCAUUAAAAUCACAUCAAUCUCAUAUUACAACUAAUACUUAAUAGAUAAUAACCUUUAUUAACACUAAGGUAAUAAAAAAAAACAGGACUGAACAUUUUCAUUAACAUGAAGAAGUCCGUAGACCCUUGAUUCAAAUACGGAAAAACUUUACUGGUAAAAAUGAAGAGAAGCAUUAGAUGAUGUGAAACUACAAAGUAAAGGUCUGUUUCUCAGGACAGAACCUUCACCAGCAUCAGCAGCAAGGAGGAGAUCAAUGCUCACCCUCAUAACUCAAUAAUAAUAAUAAUAAUAAUAAUACUCAUGUCUAAAUGCACGCUGCCUUAUUUGAGCAUUUCUGUCAUGAUUUUGAUGUCCAGACCAGAAACACUGUGACAUCUGACACAGUGAUAAAUUAGCUCAUAAAUUUAACUUCCAGAAACUCGCCACAAGAAAACGUAGUGAACGUUUGUUUCCAUCCGCUGCUGUUGUGUCGGUGACAUUAAAGCUGCUUUUACUCUUCAGACAACAGGAAACACUUUUCAUUUGAAUCUUGUUUCUACUCAAACUCAUUUACUGAGUCCUAUAGAUGUUUGUUUUUGUGUCUUUGAAGGAUCGAUGAAGCUCCGAAGGAGUUUGAUGUUGAAAUUGAGCUGAAGGUUCUUCAGGAGUCGCUGAAGAAGCUACAGACUGAGAACCUCAGUGAGUCUGUUUGCAUGACGCAGACACUGAACUGCACCUCGACUCAUCUUUAUAGCUUCUCAUUUAGUUUAUGGUUUAUAAUUUCUGCUCAGUUUUGUGAUGUAAAAUAUCUCAUGAAAAGUGGUUUAAGAGUAUUUAUCGUCUGAGACUUUAGAUUGUAUUUCCUGCUCUUAAAGGUCGUUUCCACGUUAUUAAUUAUAAUUUCUGAAGAUGUUUUGUGUAAAUAUCUUCUGAAAGCAGCGCUGAUGU
Thunnus maccoyii (southern bluefin tuna) is the source of this 2999-nucleotide messenger RNA. Its product is annotated as complement C1q-like protein 4. Lineage: Eukaryota; Metazoa; Chordata; Actinopteri; Scombriformes; Scombridae. The coding region runs from base 1601 to 2062 and encodes 153 amino acids. Gene Ontology annotation, molecular function: protein binding. The transcript has 4 exons. The record is from RefSeq and is a predicted model, not a curated record.